AUGGGUCGUGUCAUUCGUGCUCAGCGUAAGGGUGCUGGAGGCAUCUUCAAGGCCGUCACCAAGCGCCGUCAGGGUGCCGCCAAGCACCGCUCGCUCGACUUUGCCGAGCGCCACGGCUACGUCCGUGGUCUCGUCAAGGAGAUCGUCCACGACCCCGGACGUGGUGCUCCUCUCGCCAAGGUCGUCUUCCGUGACCCCUACCGCUACAAGCAGCACACCGAGACCUUCAUUGCCACUGAGGGUGUCUUCACCGGCCAGUUCCUCUACGCCGGCAAGAAGGCUGCUCUCAACAUCGGCAACAUCCUGCCCGUCGGCUCCAUGCCCGAAGGUACCGUCAUCUCCAACGUCGAGGAGCGCAUCGGUGACCGUGGUGCCAUUGCCCGCGCCUCUGGCAACUACGCCAUCAUCAUCGGCCACGAUGCCGAGACCGGCAAGACCCGCAUCAAGCUGCCCUCCGGCACCAAGAAGCUCGUCGAGUCCACCUGCCGUGCCUCUGUCGGCAUUGUCGCUGGUGGUGGCCGUAUUGACAAGCCCCUCCUGAAGGCCGGUCGUGCCCACCACAAGUACCGCGUCAAGCGCAACUGCUGGCCCAAGACCCGUGGUGUUGCCAUGAACCCCGUUGAUCACCCCCACGGUGGUGGUAACCACCAGCACAUUGGUCACGCCUCCACCGUCUCUCGCUUUGCCCCCCCUGGCCAGAAGGUCGGUCUCAUUGCUGCCCGCCGCACUGGUCUCCUCCGUGGUGCCAAGCAGGUCAAGGAGUAA
This is a messenger RNA of Polychytrium aggregatum, 765 nucleotides long. RefSeq names its product 60S ribosomal protein L2. Gene Ontology annotation, cellular component: ribosome; cytosolic large ribosomal subunit. Gene Ontology annotation, biological process: cytoplasmic translation. The transcript has 2 exons. NCBI's taxonomy places the organism in Eukaryota, Fungi, Chytridiomycota, Chytridiomycetes, Polychytriales. The record is from RefSeq and is a predicted model, not a curated record. The coding region runs from base 1 to 765 and encodes 254 amino acids. Gene Ontology annotation, molecular function: RNA binding; structural constituent of ribosome.